Messenger RNA from Alternaria alternata, 1166 nucleotides. RefSeq lists its product as hypothetical. The transcript has a single exon. Bases 206 to 1108 code for a protein of 300 amino acids. The record is from RefSeq and is a predicted model, not a curated record. Lineage: Eukaryota; Fungi; Ascomycota; Dothideomycetes; Pleosporales; Pleosporaceae.
GGUGCCGGGUGAGGCGGUCACAUUCUGCGACAACCCACUUUCCGCUGUUCUUCCACGCUCGACCCUCAAACGCGCAAUCUGCGGGCGACCACGACAGCACAUCUACCCGCGCUUCCUCCCUCGCACCGCGGCAUACUUCCCUACCAGCAAACCUCGCCUCUGCCACUGUAAAACUCAAAGAGCGCCAAAUCACACAGCAGCAACCAUGCACCGCAAAAACCCCAUCAGCGUGCUUGUCUACAACACGCUCUUCCCAACGCCGUCCCCGACCGACCCACCCUCCUUCAGCGCCCAUCUCUCCAAAAACCUUGUCGGCGAAGUUCGCAUCGAAACAGCAAACUUCUACGGGUCGCUCGACACCAUCGAAGCGCGGUACCCAGGCUUGAACUACGCUUUUCAGCCACAUCGAAAACGUCUUGGACGCUUCCCACACCACAAGCGCCUCUUCGAUGCUUUCGAUCGGCUUGGCCUGACCGAAGCGGAGAUUCAAGGCUUCUGCAGGUGGGAAGGCACCCUAUGGGCACGGGAGCGAUACGAGCGGGACGAGGGCGUAAGAGUAGUAGACACAACGGGCGUGGACAUAGGGGCAUGGGUCGACACACGACGAGCCUAUUCCUCAAGGAACAACGGAGCGGGAAUCAACGUGAAAACAGACAUUGAAGUGGAGAUUGAGGAACUAGAACACAACCACCACCAUCACCACCAUCAUCAUCACAGCCAGUCUACACGACCCAUGCAACACAACAAUGGAGGCGACACGGAAAUGCCCGAUUCUUCUUCUUCGGCCGAAGAAGAUGAAGACGAAGAAUCCGACUCGGAUUCAACCUCCAACGAACUAUCCUCCUCGGUAGGCUUCUCUCUGAACGCGCGUCUGCUCCACGCCGCUGCCCUGCGGGAGUCUUCCGGCGCAAUGAACAUACCAAUGGACCCGGAAUGGGAACAAUACCUCAAAGAAGCAUCCGAGCGCGGCGAGCUCAACAUUGACGCGACACGAGAAGCUCUGCGCACCAUGGCUGGCCAAAUCGCGCAAUUGCACCAGUCGACGGUUGAGGCCGAGAGCAGCGAGGCCGUGCCUCAGACGUUCCAGCCACCCGCUGCUCCAGCUUAGGAGCUGGAGUUGGGGCACAGCUGGAUGAUGGAUGCAGAGGUGUUGGAAGCGGCUAUCA